AUGCCGCAGCUUCUAUACAACGCCGCUGAAUGCUCACUGACGGAAUCUGAUAGCUACUGUUCGGAAGAGCUGGAUAUGCUUGUGUCGUCGUUGGAUCAGGUGCAAGCACGAAUUCCCGGGUCAACAGUGGUAUUGAACGCGAUCAAUAGACUGCGAGCGUCGCGCAAUAGUGGUCGAGUCCGGAAUACGACAACAAUGUGUGAAUCGCGAGAAAACGUCUAUGACAUCUUCAGCUUCCGUGACUUGUUUCCAUUUCUGAAUUCUCUGUCACCAAGGCUUGCACUGUGGGAGGUGUAUGCUGGGGGACAUAUUCCAAGGCCUGGAGACCCAUAUGACCGCCACCGACGACCCUUGCUGGAUCUCUGGGGAGUUCGCGGAUCUUUCUCGACUUGCGUUUGCCGGUCUACCACAGCCAUUUUCUUGAAUAUCCGGCUUCCACUACUGUCAACCUCAUAUGGAUUGAUUAUGAAUUAUCUAACCUUGAAGUAG
Messenger RNA from Aspergillus pseudotamarii, 489 nucleotides. RefSeq lists its product as uncharacterized. The coding region runs from base 1 to 489 and encodes 162 amino acids. NCBI's taxonomy places the organism in Eukaryota, Fungi, Ascomycota, Eurotiomycetes, Eurotiales, Aspergillaceae. The transcript has a single exon. The record is from RefSeq and is a predicted model, not a curated record.